UUUUCCAUUUUUCCCGGCGCCAAUUUUCCGAUCUCUCCCUCGCUCUCUCUGAAAUAACAGACCCUUGCUCCAGUCAAGUUCGGGAGAAAUGGCGAACAAUCCUUGAGUUUCUUUCUCGCUUUGAUCGCUACGGUGCCUAUUUGCUGGACUUGGCGUUCGUCCGAUCCCCUCCUUUGAUUAGAUUUUCUUGCGCUCGAUCGAAGGAGGAUUGUGUCGACACGAUUUGAAAGGCGUGAUGUCCGCUAGAAAGUCGAGAGGUAACGGGAGCGAGAAGGUUUUGUCCUCUGAAGAACAGCAGGCCAAGAUAAAUGAAGUAAAAAAGUUGAUGGGUCCAUUAACUGAAAAGCUUCCUGUUUUAUGCUCGGAUGCAUCUAUUUUGAGGUACCUCAAGGCAAGAAACUGGAAUACAAAGAAGGCCAAUAAAAUGUUGAGGGAAACUUUGAAAUGGAAGCUAGAAUACAAGCCAGAGAAGAUAAGUUGGGAAGAUAUUGCUCUGGAAGCCAAGACAGGAAAAAUAUACAGAGCUAAUUACACUGACAAACAAGGAAGGACCGUUCUUGUAAUGAGACCAAGUAGUCAGAAUACAGAAUCAACGACUGGACAAAUCAGAUAUUUGGUUUACUGCAUGGAGAAUGCGAUCUUGAAUACAAAUUCAACAGAUGGAUACAUGGUAUGGUUAAUAGAUUUUCAUGGCUGGAACACAUCUUGUCUAUCCUUGAAGGUUACUCGAGAUACAGCGAACAUCCUGCAAAAUCAUUAUCCUGAAAGAUUGGGCCUUGCUAUUCUCUACAACCCACCCAAGGUGUUUGAGUCCUUUUGGGUGAUGGUAAGACCAUUCCUGGAGUCGAAGACAUUCAAGAAAGUGAAGUUUGUAUACUCCAACAACCCAGAGAGCCAAAAGAUAAUGGAAGACAACUUCAACGUGGAGGAGUUGGAAACUUCCUUUGGUGGGAAGAACCCAGUUGGGUUUAACUACGAAGAUUAUGCACGAAGAAUGGUCGAAGGCGACAAGAAAAAGACUGAGUUUGUUGACUCUGGAUUCUCUUCCCCAACUUCUAAAUCCAUUUUAUCCAAAUCUCAGCUCCCGGACUCGGCAGUUUCCGACGUCAUACAGGAUUCCGACGACGAAAGCGACAACGAAAUGCAGCCUUCAAAUUUGGCGCUUCCAGAUGACAAACUACAAGAGAAGAAGUAAGCUGCUUAUUGCAUCACUGCCUGCUCAUUAACCUACAAACAAUAAAUCAGCGGUCAGUUUGUUCUUUCUUUUCCUCUUUUUUUUCAUUUAAAGUUUCAUGAACAAUCUCUCUUGCCAUUCCUUCUUGGGUUGAAGUUGUAUUAUUUUUCAAAUUUGGAUAUUACAUGGAACACAACGUUUAUAAUAUAAAUAUUAUACUUGAAUAAUCCU
Molecule: messenger RNA, 1405 nt
Organism: Cucurbita maxima (winter squash)
Lineage: Eukaryota; Viridiplantae; Streptophyta; Magnoliopsida; Cucurbitales; Cucurbitaceae
Product: phosphatidylinositol transfer protein 3-like
Exons: 6
Coding region: 236-1195 (319 amino acids)
Molecular function (GO): phosphatidylinositol transfer activity
Source: RefSeq, a predicted model, not a curated record